Porites lobata is the source of this 960-nucleotide messenger RNA. The record is from the annotation of a GenBank genome assembly. NCBI's taxonomy places the organism in Eukaryota, Metazoa, Cnidaria, Anthozoa, Scleractinia, Poritidae.
AUGCCUUUGUCUCACGCUGCGGAAAUAAUCCUGUGCAUUCUUUUUGCCAUUAUAUUCAUCGCUAACAUUGCAGGAAAUGUAUUCGUAUGUGCGAUCGUGCUUAAAACUAAGAAGCUGCAGAACUUUACUAAUAUUCUGGUAGUCAACAUGGCUGUUGGAGAUGUCAUCGUUGGAGUGAUCGGUGUGAUGCAUAUAAUUCUGGAAGUUUUGGUUCUCAUCAGUUUAGGAAAUGAAUUCACUCUUCUUUGCGGAGUCUUGAAUGGAAUCGUGUUGUUUAGUGCGUCAAUUUCCAUCUACACCAUGGCUGUGUUGGCUUACGAUCGAUACCUAAGCGUCGUUAAACCGAUGGAAAGGCGUACACGACUUACAAAAGGUAAACUCAAAUACAUUUUUGCAGUCAUAUGGGUUUUCUCGUUUGCCAUUCUCGUUCCAAGUUUGUUUUUUAUCCAUAACUACGAGUUUAAAACAGAUCAGACAGAACAACUUAUCUGUUGGAAUACGCUACCGCAGAGAGAAUUUCCUCUUGCCCACAGGAUAACUCUUUUCACGCUAAUGUAUUUCAUACCGAUGUUUAUAACUCUAUAUUUUUUUGGAAAAAUCUUCAUUCAUCUUUGGAUGCGUAAACACGACGAAAAGAGUCCUUCAACAAACCAAGUGCUUCUACAAUCGCGACAGCGAGUCACAAAAAUCCUUGGCAGUGUUAUUUUGCUGUUCAAUAUAUGUUGGCUUCCAUGGUUUGUUUUCUGUUCAUUUGGGGUACUCGAGCAUUCUCAAGUACUGGAAUCAGGCCUGGCGCUUUUGGCUGUUAGUCAUUCUACUGUGAACCCUUUCGUGUACUCGUUUCAAAGUAGUAAUUUCCGACGGCACAUUCGAAGAAUUACGAAAAGGAAACACUGGGUGAACAAUGAGAAAGAACUCAGAAACUUAGCAGCGAAAAACUCAGCGGAAACAAAUCAAUAA